AUGGAUGAACGAGAAGUGAUCGUGGCGCUGGCGGAAGCUCUGGUUCAAGUGCGCGCACUUGACGCUGAGCCUCGAAUUCCGUUCACUACUGUCCACCGCGCCCUCGAAGACGUCGAACGCCUCAUCUUCCACCACAAGGAGCAGUUCGGCGUGCACUCGGUGCAUUUCCAGCAAGGCUGCGAGGAGUUUCUACUGCUGAGCAACACGCUCGCGAUGAAGGCUCUGCAGCGCUCGACGCCGGAGGAUAUCAUCACUUGUGAACAAUGCGGCGACCUGCUCCUUCGAGCAGAGCAGCACACUCGACACACGGGGUACCUGCGCAGUAUCCCUGAAGCACAACACACUAACCACCGGCGCGCGUUCCGCCUCAUCACGCUCAACAACCUCGCCUGUCACGCCAAGCACACGGGUAAGCCCAUCGCGGCGGUCAGCUUCCUCGAGCGAGCGUUGAAGCUGCAGAUCAAGUCUCAGGGCAAUGAUUCGAGCAUUCCGGACCACGAGAUCGCUCUUAAUCGACUCAACCUGUGUGCUGUGCUCUCGCAGCUCCACCGCCACGUUGCAGCCGCUGCACACGCCAAAGCGGCCGUGGCGUUGCUGUCAACCACUGAAGGAGACAGCGAGAAUCUAAGCGCCGAAGUCUCUCAGUUACUGCUGGUGGCCCACUACAACUUCGCAGUGGAGCUGGAGCAUCUGAGCGACCACGACGCAGCAUGGCGGCAGUACGAGCUCGUGGUCACUGUAGCUGAACGCUACCAGCUCCAGAGCGACCUCAUCGACAGCGUGCGAGCCAUCCUAGCCCAAGGGUCUCUGAGACCCAGCAGUAAAUCGCCUCCAAGAGCUCGAACGCCACGAGAACUUUACAAACCGCAGCGAAGACCUCAGUCCCCCAAGACAUUACGCCUCGCUCAAGCAUGA
Messenger RNA from Phytophthora sojae, 915 nucleotides. RefSeq lists its product as hypothetical. The transcript has a single exon. Gene Ontology annotation, molecular function: protein binding. The coding region runs from base 1 to 915 and encodes 304 amino acids. The record is from RefSeq and is a predicted model, not a curated record. NCBI's taxonomy places the organism in Eukaryota, Oomycota, Peronosporomycetes, Peronosporales, Peronosporaceae.